Messenger RNA from Drosophila grimshawi, 783 nucleotides. RefSeq lists its product as uncharacterized. Lineage: Eukaryota; Metazoa; Arthropoda; Insecta; Diptera; Drosophilidae. Bases 1 to 783 code for a protein of 260 amino acids. The transcript has 5 exons. The record is from RefSeq and is a predicted model, not a curated record.
AUGGAUAUUAAAUACCUGGUCCUCUUUUAUCUAAUUGGCAUAUUGCAUCUGCUUAGUUUCUGUGAAGCGAUUCCAAAAUUUGAAAACAAACCAAAGGCGUACACAGAGAAUUCGCAAUGGAAUCGAGCAUAUCAAAACGAAAACAAAACUCAGUUGAAGGAGCUGGAAACAGCAUCAACCAAGGAUAGAUUAGAGAGACUGGGAUACACUACUGGAUAUGGUUCAUUAAACGGUUACCCGAGUAGCACAGGACUUUCUGCGUACAAUCCCAUUAAACUGGAUCUAGGUGGAGUCGUUUUGGGCACCCUCGUUGGCAUUGGGGCCAUCAUCCUCAUCCCCAAAAUACUGUCUGCCUUUCAUGGUGGUUAUGGAGGCUAUGGGCGCAGCGAGGACGAGAAUGACUUAGCGUCCCUGAGCAGCAUGAUAAACAAAAUUGACAAUGUGCUCGGCCAAAACAACAUCGAUUCAACAAGUUGCAUGCAACGCGCCGUUUGCGGCUAUGUUCGUUCCACCGAGACCAAUAUAAAGACCGGAGUAUCGGAUCAGAUGGAUGAAUUUAUUCACAUGCUAUCUGGAAAUUCGCUUGUGGACUAUCUAUUGGACGGUACUGCAAUCAAAGAAGCAUUGGAGCAUGGAAAGGAAAUAAAUGACAAACCUUGCGAAGAACUUUACGUUUCCUGUCCAUUGGAUAGUAAAUCGGCCACUAAUGUUCUUAUGAAAUUAUUGCCCAAGAAGCAUAAGCAAGCUAAGUUAAAGCCGACAGGAUCUAAUACAGAAUCAUAA